This is a messenger RNA of Sceloporus undulatus (fence lizard), 1478 nucleotides long. It is a transcript of the gene TACR2, whose product is annotated as tachykinin receptor 2. Gene Ontology annotation, biological process: G protein-coupled receptor signaling pathway; positive regulation of flagellated sperm motility. The transcript is spliced from 6 exons. Gene Ontology annotation, cellular component: plasma membrane; sperm midpiece. NCBI's taxonomy places the organism in Eukaryota, Metazoa, Chordata, Lepidosauria, Squamata, Phrynosomatidae. The record is from RefSeq and is a predicted model, not a curated record. Gene Ontology annotation, molecular function: substance K receptor activity.
AUGAAGGCAUCUUCUCCCUCUACCAUUAGCAAUGUCUCAAUAGGUAGCAUCUUUGUGGAUGAUGGCAACCAAACAGAAGCAACUGCAUUUUCUCAGCCUGGCUGGCAAAUAGCAAUUUGGGCUAUCAUCUAUUUAGCCAUGGUCAUUGUUUCAAUUGUGGGCAAUGGCACUGUCAUUUGGAUUAUCCUGUCUCAUCGACGGAUGAGGACAGUUACCAACUACUUUAUUGUUAAUCUGGCUCUCUCUGACCUGCUCAUGACAGCUUUGAACACUGUUUUUAACUUUAUUUAUGCCAGCCACAAUGUCUGGUAUUUUGGAGAAGGAUUCUGUCGAUUUCUUAAUUUUCUUCCUAUUAUUGCAAUGUUUGUGAGCAUUUAUUCUAUGACGGCUGUUGCUGCUGAGAGGUUCAUGGCAAUAAUUUAUCCAUUCAAGCGAAAACUUUCUGCUGGGAACACCAAAGUGAUCAUAGGAAUCAUAUGGCUGGUGGCUUGUGGACUUGCCUUUCCCCAAUUCUUUUAUGCCCAAAUAAUUGUUGAUGAUGAAACACCCAAAUGCACCAUUCUCUGGCCAGGCAACAGUGAACAGAAAAGACUCACGUUGUAUCACAUUUUCGUCAUCGUACUGGUUUAUCUGCUGCCUCUCACUGUGAUGUUUAUUGCGUAUAGUGCAAUCGGACUAACACUGUGGAAUAAUGCCGUUCCUGGUGAUCACACUAACGUUGUCUACUACCAACAUCAGAUUACUGCUAAAAAAAAAGGUUAGUUUUUUUUUGUCAGGACAAUGGUUGCUGUUGUGAUCACCUUUGCCAUCUGCUGGUUUCCUUAUCAUCUCUACUUCAUCGUGGGGAGCAUCUGGAAGGAAAUUAACAAGAAGAAAUAUAUUCAACAAGUAUAUUUGACAGUAUUUUUCCUUGCCAUGAGCUCUGCAAUGUACAGCCCAAUUAUAUAUUGCUGCCUUAAUCAAAGAUUCCGUUCUGGUUUCAGGAUGGCUUUUCAGUGCUGCCCUUGCAUCAAAGCAACAGAAAGAGACAAACUUAACCUUACAUAUCCAUCACCUGUACAGAAGAUCCAGAGAGACCCACCAUCCAACUUCCAAACAAGCACAGGGACAAACACAACUAAUGACAAGACAUCAUCCAGUAAUGUCUAUUUGGUAGUUUGAGGUUUUAAUGAUUGCUUGUUUUCAUGUUUCUGCAUUGUAGGGUUUGUUUGUUUGUUUUCAAAUUACUGAGAAAGCUGCUGAUUAAUUUGCGAGUAUUCCCUCUACUGUGGGAUGCCAGCAUUUAUCAAAAUAAAAGGUUGGCCAGUAUUUUACACCAAUACCCUAAAGGCACCAGAUUUCACGUGAUCUUUGAAACUAAGCAAGGCCAGCCUUGGUUAGCACAAAUUGAUUCCCCCUUAUCAGAAAGGCUUAGAAGCAGAAGUGUUUCGUAUUUUGGAUUUUUUCAGAUUUUGGUAUUUGCAUGUAUGUACAUAAUG